GGACACUCGAGCCAAUAAGAUUACAAUAAGAUCCAUCUGUUUCACCAAACUCAGCCUAUUUUAACAGCGUUGUGUAUAAGAAGUUUUCUUAAAGCCGCCAAUUAGAAGGUUAUAAGAAUUCCAAGUCAACGGUAAACAGCUUUACCAAAAUAUGACGCACUUGCCGCCAACCUCCGUCCAUCUAUAUAACAGCUUUGUCAAAACUCUGUUUGUGGGAAGUUCUCUUAGAGCCGUCAUGGAAAGAACUCAAGAACUCUAUGUCAAUGAUGAUCAGAACAUAGAAGCAAACCUAACAGGUCAGGAGGAAAUGAAUACCACCAUGAAAAUCGAAUCUUCGUCUGUUCCUCAAUCGAAGAAUUAUAAGAAAUGGCUUCGUAUUUUCAUUUAUGUGUUCUUUGUCCUUGCCUGCCAAGCACUUUCUACAAUUUUGGGCAGAGUGUACUAUGAAAAUGGUGGGAAGAGUACAUGGAUGGGAACACUUGUCCAACUAAUCGGCUUCCCUGUUCUGUUUCUCUUCCGCUUCUUUUCCCGAAUCAAAAAUUCCAAAUCAACAGAUGCAGAUUACAGAAAGUUCUCUUCCUACACCAUUCUUGGAUCAGUUUACAUUGUUACUGGACUGUUAGUGUCUGCUAAUUCUUAUAUGUCCUCUGUUGGUUUACUAUACUUACCUGUUUCUACUUUCUCCCUCAUCUUGGCCUCACAAUUGGCCUUCACUGCCUUCUUCUCAUAUUUCCUAAACUCGCAGAAGUUCACACCUUUCAUUGUGAAUUCUCUAUUCCUCCUCACUAUUUCCUCUGCCCUCCUCGUGGUAAACACUGAUUCGGAAACCACAGCAAAAGUUUCUAGAGUAAAAUAUGUGAUAGGGAUCAUAUGUACCAUUGGUGCUUCUGCUGGGAUUGGACUGCUGCUAUCUCUGGUACAACUGAUCCUCAGGAAGGUUUUAAAGAAGCAAACAUUCUCAACGGUUACGGACCUGGUCGCUUACCAAUCUCUAGUUGCAAGCUGUGUGGUUCUCAUAGGACUUUUCGCAAGCGGAGAGUGGAAAACUUUAACAAGUGAGAUGGAAAACUACCAACUGGGGAAAGCGCCAUACGUUCUGACUUUGGCCUCGAUAGCUAUUUCCUGGCAAGUCUACACCAUUGGUGUUGUGGGACUGAUCUUCGAGUCAUCUUCUGUGUUCUCCAAUUCCAUAACUGCUGUGGGAUUGCCUAUAGUUCCAGUUGUAGCAGUGAUUGUUUUCCAUGAUACAAUGAACGCGUCAAAGAUCUUCUCCAUCGUUUUAGCUAUCUGGGGCUUCAUUUCAUUUGUCUAUCAGCACUACCUCGAUGAGAAAAAGUUGAAGACUAGCCACACAAGUUCUGUAGGAGACCCUCAUCUACCUGUUGAGGAAGGUCACACAAACAUACAAAGUGUAUGAUCAAAGCAUAUAUCCAGUAUAAAGCCAAUGUAUCUUUGUACAGUUUGAGCAUAGAUAUAAAAACGUGUAACUCUAUUUUGCCAACUAGUCAGUUAAAAGUUACUGAUAAGUUUUGUACAUAAGAUACCAAUAAUUCAGAUUUUUUUGUACCUCUAUAUAGCCCAGAGAUAGCCAUAACUUUGUCAUCUUGCAAUGCAUUUGAAACAUCGAGAACAGAGAGGCAAAUAGGCUAAAGCAUCUUUGGGAAAACAGAGCUUUGAACAAAAAAGAAAAAACAAGGGAACAGAACAUAAUACCCACUUACUUGGAAGCCACUGACGUAACAAACAAACAAUGUAGUGACUUGAACAGUGACUUGCAACAAAACUCAUAAAAAUACCAAAAAACAGGAGCUUGGCCAUUCAAAAGUUUCAAGAAUUCCAAGUCAAGUGUAAGCAAAUAAGAAAAGUCAAUGGUCAACAUGAGACUACUAAAUUAUGAUACUGCAGUCAUCUAUCGCCUGCCCCAUCUAUAUAAUAAGAUUUACUAAAAGCAUGCCAUGUUUGAUAGUGCAACUUGUGUAGGGCAUUUAGCUUUUAUAAUAAACGAUCAAUCUGUGUAUAAAGAAAGGUCUCUUGUGUAUCUGCAA
Messenger RNA from Arabidopsis lyrata subsp. lyrata, 2045 nucleotides. Its product is annotated as probable purine permease 8. The transcript is spliced from 2 exons. Gene Ontology annotation, molecular function: purine nucleoside transmembrane transporter activity. Bases 152 to 1417 code for a protein of 421 amino acids. Gene Ontology annotation, cellular component: membrane. Lineage: Eukaryota; Viridiplantae; Streptophyta; Magnoliopsida; Brassicales; Brassicaceae. The record is from RefSeq and is a predicted model, not a curated record.